UCAGUAAGCCACACAGGAAGAACAGGGAAACUGGUUCUUGUAACCAGGGUAUGUGCUCUGAAACACAUAUGGAAAGGAAACUCCUCAGAAAAGAGCUGGAGAAACUUCUGGGUGAUUAUGUUAGCACUACUCUUCGAGAGAAGGAGUUUGACCCAAAAGGAAGGAAGGAAUCCUCAUCCCUGGAUAACCUGGCACAUUAUGAUCUGGCUAUUGGUGUUGCUUUGCAGUGGCUUAGUUCUUCCAGUUGCAAUGACGCAUUUAGAAAAGAAAGAAUCAAGCUAGCAUUAAACCAACAUAAAUACCCCAAUCGGAUGGAGAGAGAAGCUAUGAUUCUAUCUUCUUUUGCAGGAACGCUAAUGCAUAGCUUGCCAGUGGAGAAUGUCUUUGAAAUAUAUGGAAGCAAGCCUUCAACAACAAACUUACAUAGUUCUGCCAAGGGUCACUGGGUCCAGCCCUUUAACCUGUCACUGCAUCCAUCUGCCAUGCUGACAGCGCCCCAGGCAGCAAGACAUGCAUUGAAGCAUUGUGCCAGAUUUUGCAGGUACCUCGGUAGAAAUGAAAACGGCAUGACUGAAGAACAAAACUCAAAAGUUCUAGCAACAGAUCAUCAUGAACCUGAUUCAGAAAGUGAAGAAACAUCAACUGUCUCUGAGACCGAAGAAGACACUACAGCAAAAACUGAAAGUGAUAUAAAUCCAUAAAGAAACUGAGAACAUUUAUCAUAUUU
Molecule: messenger RNA, 727 nt
Organism: Nanorana parkeri
Lineage: Eukaryota; Metazoa; Chordata; Amphibia; Anura; Dicroglossidae
Gene: CUNH2orf80
Product: chromosome unknown C2orf80 homolog
Exons: 9
Coding region: 51-701 (216 amino acids)
Source: RefSeq, a predicted model, not a curated record